Molecule: messenger RNA, 606 nt
Organism: Fusarium redolens
Lineage: Eukaryota; Fungi; Ascomycota; Sordariomycetes; Hypocreales; Nectriaceae
Exons: 1
Coding region: 1-606 (201 amino acids)
Biological process (GO): regulation of DNA-templated transcription
Molecular function (GO): DNA-binding transcription factor activity
Source: RefSeq, a predicted model, not a curated record
AUGCACGGUCCAACGAAUGACGAGGACCGUCGAGAAAAGAAGCGAAAGUCAUGUCGCAUGUCCUCGAAGAAAUUCCGACAGAAGCAAAAAGAGCGAAUUGUAGAUUUAGAGGAGAAGGUUCGCAUUUUGUCUGGAGAGUGCCCCAAUGAACAAAUUGCCGACCUUUGGAAAUUACUUGGCCGGGUGUCCAAAGAGCGAGACCACGCGAUUAAGGAGAGAGAUCGGGUAAUCAAGGGGAGAGAGGAGGUAGCCAAGGAAAGGGACUGUUUGCUCCAGCUUAGGCUAUCGAGAACUUCUGAUCUGGAGGGCAACUCAACCACAACCACUCAUACAAGCAAACCACAUUCAGAAGCAAGAUACCAAUCUCCAAAUUCUGUCGGACCUUCACAAUCAUACUUAACCCUACCUGAAGAAUUCUCCUCAAUGGUAUCUCAAGAAGCAGAACUGGAAACAAUGCCACAAUUCUCCACGCUCGACUGUUUUCAGCCCUCUGAGCAUCACGGAGACCAAUUUGAUGGCGAUCUUUCACAAUCGUUUGACCCCAAUCAACUUGAAUUUGAUCUUAUGCGCUGCGAUUAUCCUGCGUGGAAUAGGAACUCCGCGUGA